Molecule: messenger RNA, 864 nt
Organism: Prorocentrum cordatum
Lineage: Eukaryota; Dinophyceae; Prorocentrales; Prorocentraceae
Source: the annotation of a GenBank genome assembly
GUGACCAACAAGAGAGCCUACGACUGGGCGCGCCGAGGGCGGCCCUCGGAGCGCGCUGCCUGGCUGCAGGCGCUGUGCUGGGAGGCGGCGCGGGCAGACGGAUGCGAGUAUGCGGUGGCCUACUUCGACCUGGUCAAGUGUUUCGAAUGGGGCACGCACAGGAAGGUGUGGGAGGUGGCGAGGCGGUGGAACUUCAACCCUCUCGCCAUGCGAGUCGUCCUGCGCAUCAACAGCAUGGCGAGGCGCAUGGCCCAGGACGGCGCUUACACCGACGGCAAGGUGGUAAUCAUCCUGGAGUUAGACGAGCUCGUCCUCAAGUUCCCGUGGGCGGACACCUGCUUCUUCUUCGACGACCUCGCCCUGGCCACGCACGGAGCGCGCGAGUUCGCGAAGGACUUCCACCCGCUGCUCAUCGCGGCGGUGAUCCACAUGUUCGAGGAAAGACUGGACAUGUCAGUUUCGCGCGGCUCAGAGGGCAAGGCGGUCGCCCUGGCCUCGUCCACCGAGCUGGGCACCAGCCUGAACGCCAGAUCCCGCUGCCUGGGGGUACGAGUCGCCAAGCGCGAGAAGCACCUGGGCGUCGCAGCAAGAGCGGGCAGGCGAAGACGGGUGACCGCCAUUAGCAAGCGGGCGCUCAAGUUUGCAGCGAGGGCCUCACGGGUGGCAGCCGUGAGGCUGGACGAGUUGAGGACGAGCGCGGCCAUGGCGACGCAGGGCAAUGCGAAGGGAAGGUCCACGCCACUCACGCUGCUGAGCGACAGCGUGGACCCUGGCAACCUGAUCAACAGCGGGCCCAUCCUAGCGUGGGCCGCGGCGUGGCAGGAGGCGGCCCUCGACGAGCAGUUGGCGAGCAGGCUGAGCAUG